Molecule: messenger RNA, 763 nt
Organism: Aspergillus brunneoviolaceus CBS 621.78
Lineage: Eukaryota; Fungi; Ascomycota; Eurotiomycetes; Eurotiales; Aspergillaceae
Exons: 1
Coding region: 279-674 (131 amino acids)
Source: RefSeq, a predicted model, not a curated record
ACUUCAGAUCACAAGCCGGCAAGAACUAUUACGGUAGCAACUAGGAUGAUCAAUUAUGUAGCCUACCCGACUACGAACCCUCUUGACAAGGCAACAUAGAAUUGAGUGGUCCGGUUCAAGGUCAAGUUGGUGGUCGUUGGUUGCUAUAAAAUCUCGGGGCCCCAAUUUCCUGACCCAAGUCCAAUGUCAGUCAUCAAACAUCCUUCACCACUUCAUUGGCAUGGGAAGACGAAGAAGAGAUCUUGCUUCCAUUGCCAGGAAAAGCAUACAUUUGCGCCAUGCCCUGUUUGAAAGACACCAAAGAAAUUGAGACGGGCUCGCUUGCGAAAAGAGCACUGGCUUGCACCCCGCUUCUGGCAUGCUACGCCUAUGCCAAUGUCUCGAUGGACUCUGUGCUUGCAGGACUCCGUCCUUUGAUAGGAUCGCUCCUUCAGUCCGGCAGUUGGACUGCGAGCAGUGGGGAAGUUCUGAGGCUGACCGAGCCUCUUUACAAUGUUCCGUUGUUGGAUAAGACUUUUGGGGCACUGGUGACCUGUUUUAUGCCAUCUAUCAGUGGAUCCGAUGUUUUGUCACACGCGCAGAUGUCGUUCAUGGCGGACCUUGGUCCGAUCUACGGCAUCUGGCUUCUGGAAAGCGGCCGAAGAGCCCACUCUUGGGUGGAGAUACUUUUGUGAGUGGCCUGGGAUCAGUCCGAUACAGAACCCACUGAUCAUCUGAACUUACAGUCCGAUCACCAUGGGAGCAGCAUUCCAACUGAGAGGGA